Nipponia nippon (crested ibis) is the source of this 912-nucleotide messenger RNA. The record is from RefSeq and is a predicted model, not a curated record. Lineage: Eukaryota; Metazoa; Chordata; Aves; Pelecaniformes; Threskiornithidae.
AUGGCGGCGGCGAAACGAAGCGUUCUUUCCUCGUUGGCGGUUUAUGCCGAGGAUUCGGACCCGGAGUCGGACAGCGAGGCCGGGACGGGCCGAGAGAAAGGAGGCCUGGUCUCGGUUGGGUACGGAGACGACGACUUCACCCGCCUGGAUGGGGACGAGGACGGGUAUGAAGAAGAGGAUGACGAGAACAGCAGGCAGUCAGAAGAUGACGAUUCAGAGACUGAAAAACCUGAGGCUGGUGACCUAAAGGAAUUGUCAGAACUGGAGAAGAGAGAUCCUCAGGAGCUAGUUGCUUCUUUUUCAGAAAGAGUGCGGAACAUGUCUCCAGAUGAGAUCAAAAUCCCUCCUGAGCCUCCUGGCAGAUGUUCUAACCACUUGCAGGAUAAAAUUCAAAAACUAUAUGAGAGGAAAAUAAAAGAGGGCAUGGAUAUGAACUACAUCAUUCAGAGGAAAAAGGAGUUCCGCAACCCCAGCAUCUAUGAAAAGCUGAUCCAGUUUUGUUCAAUUGAUGAACUCGGUACAAAUUAUCCAAAGGACAUGUUUGAUCCUCAUGGCUGGUCAGAAGAUUCAUAUUAUGAGGCCCUAGCUAAAGCCCAGAAGAUUGAAAUGGACAAAUUGGAGAAGGCCAAGAAGGAACGCACAAAGAUUGAAUUCGUGACUGGCACUAAAAAGGGUACAACAACAAGCGCCGCCUCUACAACCACCACAACGGCCAGCACCACUGUGGGAGAUGCCCAGAAGAGGAAGAGCAAGUGGGACUCAGCCAUCCCUGUCACGACGAUAGCUCAGCCCACCAUCCUCACCACUACUGCAACACUGCCAGGCGUUGUCACAGUGACAACCAGCGCAAGUGGAUCCAAAACUACAGUCAUAUCAGCUGUUGGCACCAUUGUGAAAAAGGCAAAGCAGUGA